AAGCGAGGCGCUACUCAGUUCUCAUUCAACCUGUCCAAGGGCGAACAACUUCUCUAGUCAACAUCAACAGAACAGUGUAUCACGAGUAUUCACCGUAGCAGCAUGUCUGAACAGGCGGAGCUAAAACGAUUCACGCGCAAGGGGCUUGCGGAGAGAAACACGAAGACGGAUGCAGUGUUCGUCAUCGAGAACAUAGUGUACGAUGUAACUAAAUUCCUAGACGACCACCCAGGAGGUCACGAAGUACUCUUAAACGUAGCUGGGAAGGACGCGAGCGAGGAUUUCGACGAUGUAGGCCACAGCACCGACGCCAAAGAAAUGAUGAAGAAGUACAUUAUCGGCGAACUAGUCGAAGAAGACAAAGUGCAACCGAAAAGAAAACAGUUUAGUACAUGGUCGGAAACUGAGUCCCAGGCGAAUAAGAAUGAUGGCAGUUUUCUAACUUCGUGGAAGUUCCCCGUAGUGCUAGGACUCGUGAUGACAGUGCUGUAUUCUUAUCUAUUCGGCUAAUACGUAAUUUAAAUAAUUAACAUUAUGUUAUUGUGUUGUCGUGAAUAUUAUGAGAAGUUUCUCUACGAUAAAUAGGUCUAUGACGAUAAAAAUAUGGGGAUUAAUAGAUAGUAUCAUAACGUAUAUUAUAUUAUUAAGUAACUAUGUUUUAGAUAUAUUUUGUAGUGCAUAUCGACGAUUAUGAUCGUUAGUUGUGCAAUGGUUGCGCAUCAGUGGAAUGUGGUCUAAUUCCGUUGACGCAACUAAUUGUUUUUUCAACUGUUUUCGUUUCAUUCAUUUCAAGUUGCCUUCAAACUACGGAAAUAUAAUAUAAUAUAGGUAUAUGUAAAUACCGCUCACCCUACUUUGAAAUGUCACUGUUCACACUGAGAUGUAAUAUAAAUUAUAAUAAUACAUCUAAGUGUGAGUAUUGUAUUUAUAUUAACAUCUAAGUGUAAGUACCUAUUAUAUUUCCAUAGUUUGAAGGCAACUUCAGACGUUUCAUACUUUUCAUCAUAAUAAUAUAAUCUAUUUACUUUUAUUAGAUUUAAAAUCUGCAUUUCAUUUGAAGGUCUCUGUAGCGUUGAUAGCCUACUGGUUAGAAGUUACAGCCCGUAUGCCUUCAAUUCGGGGGGUUGUAAAUUUGAUUCCGGGCACUUCUAAGUUCUAACUUUUCGGAGUUAUACCUAUGCGUUUUAAGCAAUAAGCAAUAGGUACUUAUCACUUGCUUUUACAGUAAAGGAAAACAUAUUGACGAAACCUGCAUGCCUGAGAGUUCUCCAUAAUGUUAUUGAAGAUGUGUGUCUGUCAAUCCGCCAGCGUUGCAGACUAUGGCUUAAACCCUUCUCAUUCUGAGAGGAGACCCUUGCUAGUUAUGAUGAUAAUAUUUUGAGCUAGGUAGGUAAAAAGUACCUACCUACUUAAUAAAAUUCUAAUUCAGACAUAACUAAGUAGAUACCUACCAACCACACAGAUCAAGAAUAAAAUUAAUAAUUACAGGAAUCCAUAAUAAAUUAUCAAUGUGAUCGCGAGUCGCAACCCGUGCCAUAACAUCAGUUAUUAAUUUACUAGCUGAUGCCCGCGACUUCGUUCGCGUGGAUGUAGUUUUUUAAAAUUCCCGUGGGAACUCUUUGAUUUUCCGGGAUAAAAAGUAGCCUAUGUGCUAAUCCAGGAUAUUAUCUAUAAUCUAUCUCCAUUCUAAAUUUCAGCCCAAUCCGUCCAGUAGUUUUUGCGUGAAGGAGUAACAAACAUACACAAACAUACACACACACACACAUACAAACUUUCUCCUUUAUAAUAUUAGUGUGAAGAGUAAGGUAAUUUCAUAUCUAAUGUACCUAGAUAUGGGUUCAGUAAUAUCUAGAAAUCAUAUUACCUACCUAUUGUUAUGUUAUGUUUUGUUUACCUACCAUUAAGUAGGUACUUAUAGCACAAAGAAUACCAACUGUAAUUAUAAAUUACAUAAAUGAAUGUGUUGAUAAAAAUAAACUUAGUUUGCCACUCAACAAAGUAACUAAGUAUGAGCAAUUAAAUUAUGUGACUUAACUAGAUAUAUUAAAUACUAGCUAUUAUGGGUACCUACCUAGUUACGUAAAUCUAACUGCUGAUAAAUUCAAACUACCUGCUUGUAGUUGAAACAGAGUAGUACCUACCUACCAUCGAUGUCUACCUACCUAACUAUAAACCACCCAAAGCAAGGAUCAAAAUAAUGUGUAGCUAUAUCGUACAAAUAUGAAUUUCCGAAAAAACCGCACUAAGACCUAAGAUUUUAUUAUAGGACCUAGGUGUUUUAACUUUAUAUUUUAAGUACUUGGACUUUGGAGACUAAAGUUUUUGUUGUAGACCAUAGGACUUUUAUAAUUUGUAAAUAUAUUUUUGUUACUAG
Maniola jurtina (meadow brown) is the source of this 2374-nucleotide messenger RNA. Its product is annotated as cytochrome b5-like. The record is from RefSeq and is a predicted model, not a curated record. Lineage: Eukaryota; Metazoa; Arthropoda; Insecta; Lepidoptera; Nymphalidae. Gene Ontology annotation, cellular component: membrane; intracellular membrane-bounded organelle. The coding region runs from base 103 to 510 and encodes 135 amino acids. The transcript has 2 exons. Gene Ontology annotation, molecular function: heme binding.